UCCAUAUACGAACUUUUUCGAUUCUCUCUAUUUCUGUUUAAUGAUUCGAAAAUCAAACGACUUCAAUCGCCGGAUUCUGUCGUUACCGGCGAUUCAACCAUGCGAAUGCACAUCUCCCGCGACGUUGUUGACGUCUUUGAUCAAUAUCAGUCGAAACAUCUGCGGCUACAGAUCGGAGUUCUUCGGUAGCAACAAGCGAAACGCCAUUAAAGCGAUUCGCCAAAUCGAAAUCCUUCUGAUGUUCUUUGAAGAAAUUCAAGGUCGAAAAGCGGAAGAUCUGUCGGAUUCUGUUGUUUUAAUCUUACUGGAGCUCCAUUUUAUCUUCCAGAAGCUUCUGUUUCUUUUGGAGGAUUGUGCCCUAGAAGGUGCUCGUUUGUUCAUGCUUAUGAAAUCGGAGUUCGUCGCGAAUCGGUUCCAGGUUUUGAUCCGAUCCGUCGCUUUGGCUCUGGAGAUUUUGCCUUUGGAUUCGAUCGAUUUGCCUAUCGAAGUCGUCGAGUUUGUGGAAUUAGCGACGAAACAAACACGAAAGAUGAAAUUUCAAAUCGAUCGCGAAGAUGAAGAGAUUCUCAUCGAGGUAAGAUCAAUUCUAGCUGUUUUCGAUUGCCGUGUUACUCCGGAUAAUACUCAAAUCAAACGAUUUCUUGAUUAUAUUGGGAUUAAAACAUGGAGUUUAUGCAAUAAGGAGGUGAAAUUCUUGGAGUCGGAAAUUGAAAUCGAAUGGUCGGCUCACGAGAAGCUAGAGUUUUCCUUUUUAAGCAAAUUGAUUGGUUUGAUGAACUACUGUCGAUGCAUAUUAUUUGAUGUUAUCGAUUACGAAGCAGUUCCGCUUGUCCAUCGAUAUGGAGCCGAAAUCAUCGAUUGUUUUAACCACGAUGAUUUUCGAUGCCCAAUCUCGUUGGAUUUCAUGAUUGAUCCAGUAACAGUAGGAACAGGGCAGACAUAUGAUCGCUCUUCGAUUCAAAAAUGGUUGAGGGCUGGAAAUUCCACCUGCCCUAAAACAGGGGAGAGAUUGAAGAACAGAGAGUUAGUCCCCAAUUUAGCUCUCCGUCGGAUAAUUCGGCGAUACUGUUCUAAACAUUCAACCCCUUAUCCAGAAUCAAGCAAACAAAAACGCAACAUAACGAGAACAAUUGUUGCAGGUAGCUCAACAGCCGAGAAGAUCGUUUGGGUUUUGGCGAAAUAUUUAGCUCGCCUUCUGGAAACAGGAACGCCAAACGAGAAGAACAAAGCCGCUUAUGAGAUCAAACUUCUAUCCAAAUCAAGCAUUUUUUAUCGGUCUUACUUGGUGGAAGUUGGUCUGAUUCCAAAUUUAUUAAAGCUUUUGAGAUCAUCAGAUGGUUUGAUGCAAAAGAACGCAAUUGCAGCUGUUUUGAAUCUUUCAAAGCAUUCAAAAAGCAAAAGAGUAAUAGCAGAAAACAGAGGAUUGGAGGCAAUUAUAAAUGUUUUAACGAUGGGUUACACAACAGAAGCCCGUCAAUUAUCUGCUUAUACUCUGUUUUACAUGGCUUCCAUUGAAGAGUACAGAAAGCUCAUAGGCCAAACCCCAGAAGCACUUAUGGGCUUAAUGAACUUACUCAAGGAAGAUUCAGAUCGUAGCAAAAAGAACGCAAUGGUUGCAAUAUAUGGACUUCUUACGCAUCCUGAAAACCACAGAAAAGUUCUCUCCAUUGGAGCAGUUCCUUCAUUGGUGAAUUUGCUUGAAACAUCCGAUAGGGAAACUCUCAUUGCAGAUUCAAUGGAGAUUCUUGCAACUCUAGCAGAGAAGCCGGAAGGAGCCGCCGCGAUCAUGCGAUGUGGGGCUUUGAGUUUAACAAUGGAGUUCAUGAGUUCAUGUAGCUCAAGUGCAGGACGAGAGUACUCUGUUUGUUUACUGCUAGCUCUGUGCAUCCAUGGCGGAUGUGAAGUAGUCCGAAUCGUUGCAAAAAGCGAGGCCGUAAUUUCAUCUCUGUACAUUAUUAUCAGAGAAGGCACAGCCCGUGGGAGAAGGAAGGCGGGUUCUUUGAUGAGAAUUCUCCAUGAACACUGCGAAGUAGUGGCCGCAAGCUCCGACCCAAUCCCUGUUCGCCUUUCAAAUGAACGAUCUGUUCAAGCCUGGUAAAUUUGUAAAUCGUUAUUUUUUUAAUUUUAUUUUUUAAAGGAUUUUUUUGGGGGUAAAUAGA
Molecule: messenger RNA, 2159 nt
Organism: Cucurbita pepo subsp. pepo (vegetable marrow)
Lineage: Eukaryota; Viridiplantae; Streptophyta; Magnoliopsida; Cucurbitales; Cucurbitaceae
Product: U-box domain-containing protein 19
Biological process (GO): protein ubiquitination
Molecular function (GO): protein binding; ubiquitin-protein transferase activity
Source: RefSeq, a predicted model, not a curated record